UACCGAUCAACACAGUUGCAUCGUUUAGCGUCUACAGUUCCCGCGUUGGUGUCUUUUUCCGGAUUGUUUCUUGUAGUAUUGCAUGUUAUAUUAUUCUUUGUUAAUAACGUCUGAGCUUUCGACAAUAUUCUUGCGAAUAUUAAUUUGACAAUGCCGAAAAGAAAGAAUCAAGCGUUAAUAGAUUCGGAAAGUAACGGUAGUGCAUCCGAAAGCGGAUCGGAUUUAGAUAACGAUCUACUUUCUCUGGCAAAGAAAAAGAAAGGUAAAACACAAGACGACUCUCAAUCCAAUGAAGACAACAGCAUUGCUAAAAAAGAUGUUAGACAUGAUUCUGAUACAUCAGAUUCCGAUGACGAUUGGGGAGCAAAGACUGGAAAGAUGAAAAAGAAAAAAAUUCCGACUAAAAGGAGUAAGCGAAAGAUGACUAAAUCCAGCAGCGAGGAAAGCGGAAGCGAUAAAGAAACUGCCAAAGUUUCUGAACCGGAAGAAGGCGAAGUAUCAGAUUCUGAUGCUAGCGUAUCCGAUUCUAGUCAAGAAGAAUUUAACGAUGGUUACGAUGACAAAUUAAUGGGAGAUGCUGAAGAUCAAGCAAGAUUGGCACAAAUGACGGAGAAGGAGAGAGAACAAGAAAUUUUUAAAAGAAUAGAACAUAGGGAAAUCAUGAAGACCAGAUUUGAAAUAGAGAAAAAAUUGAGAAUGGCCAAGAAACAGGAAUUGAAAAAACAAAAGGAAUCUAAGAAGAAGGAAAAGGGAGUGGAAGAUAAAAAGAUAGACAGGGCACCGGAUCCUAAGGAGAGAAGUAAGGAUCGUAAGAAAACGAUAGAGGAGAAACAAGAUAAAAAGUUUCACGCAAUGUCUUUGCUUAAGGCAAGACGCGAGGAAAAGAAAGAAAGGGAAGAGAAAGAGAAACAACGAAUAGAACAACAACAGCAACAAUCUAAGGACAUAGAAGAGGAAGAAUUGGAGGACGACCAUAAGGGAGGUGCUAAUAAAACUAAGCUAAAAGCUUCCGACAUUUAUUCUGAUGAUAGCGGUUCUUCGGAUAGCGGAGAAGAGGAAUCAAAUAAACUGGAAUCUCACCAAAGAUCAUCUUCCAGUGAAAGUAGAGACUCUGACUCUGACACGGAUAAAAAAUCUGUGAGCAGUAACAAAACUAAACCGAAGAAACCAUUAUUCGUUAGUACUAAAGAUGAAUUGAAUAAAAUAAGAUUAUCUCGUCAUAAAAUGGAAAGAUUCGUUCAUCUUCCAUUUUUCGAUCGAGUGGUACAAGGUUGUUUCGUUAGAAUCGGCAUUGGAAAUAAUAACGGGAAAGCAGUUUAUAGAGUAGCAGAAAUAAGCGGAGUUUGCGAGACCGGUAAAAUCUAUCAAUUGGGUGGUACGAGAACGAACAAAGGUUUAAAAUUAAGACACGGUAUUCAGGAGCGUGUAUUUAGAUUGGAAUUUGUAUCCAAUCAAGAAUUUACCGAAUCGGAAUUUUCCAAAUGGAAAGAAACGUGUGUUGCGCAAGGCAUAUCGAUGCCUACGUUCGACGAAGUAGAACAAAAAUUGAAAGAUAUUAAAGAGGCCUUAGUAUACGAAUUCAAAGAGGAGGAUAUUGAGAAAAUAGUUCGAGAAAAAGAAAGAUUUAAACAAACCCCAUAUAAUUAUGCUAUGAAAAAAGCUCAAUUAAUGCGGGAAAGGGAUGCAGCCAAUUGUAGAGGAGAUGACGAAACAGCGAGUCGUCUUAAUCAAGAAUUGAGCGAAUUAGAAGAACGUGCAUCCGAACUUGACAAAAUGAGAACUGCUACGAUAUCCAGUAUCUCUUACAUCAAUGAUCGUAAUAGAAAAAAGAACGUUGAAGAAGCGGAGAAAGCCAUAAUGGAGGAAAUUAAAGCCAACAAAGGGAAGAAGGUUGAUGACCCAUUCACUAGGCGAAGUACAAAACCAAGAAUGGUUUAUAAACCUGAUGAAGAGGACGCGCCUACAGCGACUAUGACAACUGACAAAUCAGGUUCUCAACAAAUCGGUGAUACUAUUUCUUCGAUCAAUGAAAAAGAAAAUGGUCAAGAAGUUAAAAAAAAACAGAGCACCGAAGACUUAUUCAAUGCUCAUGAUUUUGAUAUUACAAUAGAUUUAGAAGUACCAAUUCCAAACAAUCCUGUUAGCGUUUUACCUAAACCCGUGAGUAAUAUUAAGGAUACAGGACCUCGUCGUUCUUUGAACUUAGAAGAUUAUAAGAAAAAGCGAGGACUUAUCUAACAGUUUAUUUACUUUAGACUGAAUAAUAAUAAGAUUAAUUUAUCAAUGUUAUGUUAUAAUAAUCGAUAUAAAAAUCAUAGCUAUUUUUAUCACUAUUGAUCGAAAGUCAAAAUUAUAGUAUUGCUAGCUGCUCGUAAUAAUUAUUAUUAUUAUUAUUAUCAUCAUCUUUUUAAAAUGAUUACAGAGAGAGAGAUUGUU
Molecule: messenger RNA, 2436 nt
Organism: Polistes dominula (European paper wasp)
Lineage: Eukaryota; Metazoa; Arthropoda; Insecta; Hymenoptera; Vespidae
Gene: Rtf1
Product: RNA polymerase-associated protein Rtf1
Cellular component (GO): Cdc73/Paf1 complex
Molecular function (GO): DNA binding; RNA polymerase II C-terminal domain phosphoserine binding
Source: RefSeq, a predicted model, not a curated record